GACUACUCACUUCCAAAGCUCCCAGCCAGCGCCCCACCUUGCCUGGCUGCCCGCGCGUGUCCGCCUGGGCUCAGGACCUUUGAGGGGCUCAGGGUGCGGGGCGCGCAGCCCGGGACUGUGCUCCAGCUGCGCGGGGGUGAACAUGGCGGGGCCGCGGGCGCUGUUUCUCCUGGGCUUCCUCGUGCCCGCGCUCCUGCUCCCGGAGGCCGCCAAAAUCCUGACCGUGUCCUCACUGGGAGGAAGCCAUUAUCUGCUGUUUGAUCGGGUGUCUCAGAUCCUUCAAGAUCAUGUUCAUAAUGUCACCAUGCUUCAUUAUGGAGGAAAUAUUUUAAUCUCAGAAAAGAAGGAAAAAACAUACCAAGCUAUCAGUUGGCGUCUUUCUGAAGACCAUGAAAAGGAAAUAAAGAAAUGCUUUAAUUUUUUUGUGACAGAAGCUCUGCAUGGCAGAGAAGCACAUGAGAACUUUGUAAAGUUAAUGGAACAACUGGGGACUCGAUGCAGUCAUUUGCUAAGGAGAAGUGAUAUCAUGCAUUCCUUAAAAAAUGAGAACUUUGACCUGGUAUUUGUUGAAGCAUUUGACUUCUGUUCUUUCCUGCUUGCUGAGAAGCUUGGGAAACCAUUUGUGUCCCUUCUUCCCACCCCAUUUGGCUCUGCAGACUUUGGGUUACCGAGCCCCCUGUCUUAUGUGCCAGUAUUCCAAUCCUUGCUAACCGACCGCAUGGACUUCUGGGGUCGAGUGAAGAAUUUUCUGAUGUUCUUUGAUUUCUCCAUGAAGAACUGGAAAAUCUACUCUACGUUUGACAACACCAUCAAGGAACAUUUUCCCAAAGGUUCUAGGCCAGUUUUGCCUCAUCUUCUAAAGAAAGCAGAGCUGUGGUUUGUUAACUCUGACUUUGCCUUUGAAUUUGCUCGGCCCCUGCUUCCCAACACUGUGUAUGUUGGAGGCUUAAUGGCCAAACCUGUUAAACCACUGCCACCAGAGUUUGAGCAUUUCAUUGCCAAGUUUGGAGACUCUGGUUUCAUCUUGGUGGCCCUGGGCUCCAUGCUGGACACCUUUCAGUCCCAGGAGGCUCUCAGGGAGAUGAACAGUGCCUUUGCACAUCUCCCCCAAGGGGUGAUAUGGAAGUGUAAGCCUUCUCUUUGGCCCAAGGACAUCGAGUUGGUAGCAAAUGUGAAAAUCAUGGACUGGCUUCCCCAGAAUGACCUCCUGGCUCACCCUCGCAUCCGUCUUUUUGUCACCCAUGGUGGGUUGAAUAGCAUAAUGGAGGCCAUCCAACACGGCGUGCCUAUGGUGGGGAUUCCUGUCCUUAAAGACCAGCAUGAAAAUGUGGUCCGAAUAGAAGUCAAAAAUUUAGGUGUCUCCCUGCAGUUAAAGCAGCUGAAGGCUGAGAUGUUGGCUCUGAAGAUGAAGCAAGUCAUAGAAGACAAGAGGUACAAAUCAGCAGCGGUGGCUGCUAGCAUCAUCAGGCGCUCCCACCCCCUGACCCCUGCCCAGCGGCUGGUGGGCUGGAUCGACCACAUCCUCCAGACAGGGGGUGCAGCACACCUCAAGCCCUACACCUUGCAGCAGCCGUGGCAUGAGCAGUACCUGCUAGAUGUCUUCUUGUUCCUGCUAUUGGUCACUCUGGUUGCCGUGUGGCUCUGUGGGAAGCUGCUGGGCAUGGCGGCUAGGUGGCUCUGUGAGGUCAGGAAGCUGAAGGAGGCCUGAGUCCACGUGCAACCUGUGGAGGGAGGGUUGGGAGACAGUGACUCUUAGAACGUUUCCCCAGCAUGGACCGCCACUGGUGUCUUUUUCUCACAGACACUCAACAGUGGCCAGAAAAUUGCUCCUUACAGUUCUGCCUCUGUUUAGACAGCCUUAGAAGCACUGCUGGGAUUUUUUUAAAAUUCUGGUAAAAUAGACAUCGCAUACAAGCUUCCAUUUUUAUCAUUAAAUACACAGUUCAGUGACCUU
Manis javanica (Malayan pangolin) is the source of this 1954-nucleotide messenger RNA. RefSeq names its product UDP-glucuronosyltransferase 3A1-like. NCBI's taxonomy places the organism in Eukaryota, Metazoa, Chordata, Mammalia, Pholidota, Manidae. The record is from RefSeq and is a predicted model, not a curated record. Gene Ontology annotation, cellular component: UDP-N-acetylglucosamine transferase complex. Gene Ontology annotation, molecular function: glucuronosyltransferase activity.